GCCACCAAAUCCAACGACACCACAACGACGAAGGGCUCGGAAAUCGACACGUCUCCAGGACGCGAAUAAUCAGUGAACACGUCUGAUUGCUUGCACAGUUGACAUUGUUGAGUAGCGGUGUCUACGUUACAGCACGCGCUAAGCCCAAAACGCGAAAACCAUUGCCUUGAGCGCGAACAGAAGGGAGGACUUUCGUCAGGGCAUUCGAUAUCUGUUUCGGCCAGCAUAUACCCCAUCAAAACGUUGAUUCUUAGUGUCAGCAAUCAUGGUCACCAAGGCCUGUAAGUGUGGGUCGACCGAUUUCGAGGAUGAUCAACAACAGGGUACCAGCUAUUGUAACAAGUGUGGUACCGUCAUCUCUGAGAAUGCGAUCGUUGCGGAGGUUAUGUUCGGAGAGUCGUCCUCUGGUGCGGCUAUGGUUCAGGGUUCGUUUUUGGGUGCCAAUGACACGCAUUUCCGUGGGAGUGGUCGUUUCAGGAAUAACAACAAAGAGCAGAACUUGGCAGCUCUGUUUGAUCGGGUGCAUCACAGGAUGAGCGCUGUCGCAUCUGCUAUGGGUAUCAGAGAAGGUGUCGUGAUUGAGGCGAUGAGGAUCUACAAGGUUGCACAUGCGCAGCAGUUUACGAAGGGUCGUCGAUCGCAGUUAGUUGUUUCGGCAUGUCUUUACCUUGCUUGUCGUAUGGUAAACUCCGACAAGAUGCUUAUCGACUUCUCUGAUCUGCUUCGCCUCAACGUUUUCGUUCUUGGUUCGGUCUUUUUGAAGCUUCUGAAGACGCUGCAUUGGGACAAGAACCAGGUUGAUGCGGCGAACCCGAACGGGAAGCAGUCUAACUUCUCCCUCAACGUCAUCGACCCGUCCAUCUACAUCCACCGUUUCGUUUCCCAACUUGAAUUUGGCACUGACACAACUAAGGUUGCCACUGAUGCCACUCGACUGGUCAAGCGUAUGGGGCGAGACUGGAUUCACCAAGGUCGUCGUCCGGCGGGUAUCUGUGGUGCGUGUAUUUUCAUGGCGGCAAAGAUGAACAACUACCGACGUUCCAUUCGUGAAAUCGUCCACAUCGUUAAAGUUGCAGACGUCACCAUCGAGCAACGUCUUCGCGAAUUCAAGGAGACCGCUUCAGCAAACUUGACGGUCGAAGAGUUCAGGAACGUUGAUAUUGAAAGUCAGCAUGACCCUCCAAGUUUCCUGAAGGACAAAAAGAAGAAGAGAAAGCGUUCACAGAAAAUGGGAGACGAAGAAGGGCUGAGGGAGAGAGGUAGCGAGGAGAGGAGCAUAUCCCCGGAGACCGAGCGCGAGCGCGGAGUUUCUGAGACGCCGGUGCCUGUCGCGAAGAAGGUUCGUCGUGGACGCGGCGAGUCCAGUGAAAAUGCCACUGGAGAGGAAAACGAGAACGCGCUUACCAAGGAGCUUGUUGGGUUGUUGGGUGGUAAGGAUAUGGAAGAUGCCAUCCGUGGUCUCAACGCAGAGGAAGCGCCGGCUCAAGAUGAGAACCUUUCGGACCUCGAAGGCCUUGACGACGAUGAUGAGAUUGCCGGCAACGUCCUUGAUGAGAAUAACCCUGCCCACAAGCAACUCAUCGAUUAUAAGACCCAAGUUUGGACGGCGAAUAACUUGGACUGGCUCAAAGCCCAGAAGGAGAAGCAGUUGCGUCGUGAAGCCGACGAAAAAGCCGGUGUUAAGAAGGCAAAAAGGAAGCCGAGGAAGAAGGAGCCACCUCGGGAUUCGAGCAAUGCUAUGGGAGCGAGUCCGGCGGAGAGUAUCAUCGAGAUGGCGAAGCAGAAGCCGGCCAUGAGUAAGAACAUUAAUUACAACGCGCUUCAGUCGUUGUUUUCGGUCGGCGAAGACGAUGAUUACGGCAUGUAAUAAUGUUGUUGAAAAGAGUUGUAGCGAGAAGAUGAGAAACGUGAGAAGGGUUAUUGUGAAGAUUAU
Saitoella complicata NRRL Y-17804 is the source of this 1933-nucleotide messenger RNA. RefSeq names its product cyclin-like protein. The transcript has 2 exons. The record is from RefSeq and is a predicted model, not a curated record. Gene Ontology annotation, molecular function: RNA polymerase III general transcription initiation factor activity; TBP-class protein binding; RNA polymerase III type 3 promoter sequence-specific DNA binding. Gene Ontology annotation, cellular component: nucleus; transcription factor TFIIIB complex; transcription preinitiation complex. The coding region runs from base 266 to 1867 and encodes 533 amino acids. Gene Ontology annotation, biological process: transcription preinitiation complex assembly; transcription by RNA polymerase III; DNA-templated transcription initiation. Lineage: Eukaryota; Fungi; Ascomycota; Saitoellomycetes; Saitoellales; Saitoellaceae.